This is a messenger RNA of Homalodisca vitripennis (glassy-winged sharpshooter), 2291 nucleotides long. RefSeq lists its product as uncharacterized. Bases 193 to 2091 code for a protein of 632 amino acids. Gene Ontology annotation, molecular function: ligand-gated monoatomic ion channel activity. The transcript has a single exon. NCBI's taxonomy places the organism in Eukaryota, Metazoa, Arthropoda, Insecta, Hemiptera, Cicadellidae. The record is from RefSeq and is a predicted model, not a curated record. Gene Ontology annotation, cellular component: membrane.
UUUAGGGUGAACAUAAUCUUAUAAUAUGAAACAUUUGAUCAUUCUGUCACACAUUUCAUAGAUAAUGUUGAGUGACAUAUGUGUAACUGUCAUGGUAGCUGGAUUUAGCAAAGCAAUAUCAUUUCUGUAUUUGCACAGAGUACCUUGAUAGAGUGUUUGGAUAAAGAUUGUUACUUUGAAAUCAGUUCAGUCAUGUCUUACCUCACAUUCAUUCUGUUUCUCAGUUCAAGUGUAUUUCUAAGUCUUUGCAGUGGACAAAAUCAGCCCAAAAUUGACAUUCAAAAUGAGAUGGUUACUUGUGUAAUAACUAUCAUUAACGAUUAUGCAAUCCGUAGGACUGUGGUUUUCUACACCGAAGAAGAAAACAGCAGUGUUCUGUGGGUCAGUUUAUUAACAGUGAUGAAGAAGCCAUUCAUGGUAGUGUCUCAGGCCCUACAGUUACAUGAUACAGAUAAAUUUUUAAUAGUACUAUUCCCCAGGCCAGGUACCAGGUACAAUCAUCUUCUUCAGAAACUCAGAAAAGACACUCUCUUUAUUAUUGUAGGCACAAGAGGGUUAGAGAGAUUUCAAAUGAUAAACCUAUUGAGUCAGUUUCACAACAUGAGAAUGAUCUACGACAUUUUAUUACUACCUAGUGAAGACAGAAUAAACAUUUUCACCUCGUUUCCUUACAGUGAUAACCAUUGUGGAGAGGCUGGUCCUCCAACCAAGAUUGAUUCUUAUGUUCAUGGAAAAUUUUCUAAGAGAGUGAAUUUAUUCCAUACAAAAAAGUAUUGGAAUAUGCAUGGCUGUACAUUGACUUGCUUAGGGAAUAGACAACCUCCAGAUGCUAUUUUAGCCAAAAGUAAGAACGGAGAGAUAGUUUUUCAAAGACUUGCUAAGGAACUGAUGAAUAUUUUAAGUGAGAAGUUAAACUUCAGUCCAAAAAUAGUAUUACCAUUGAAUAAUAAUUCAUCAUUAGAGCGAAGUUGGUUUUUUUAUAAUGACACAAUAGAUCACAUUAUUGAAUACCUUGGUAAUGAGCAAGUGGAUUUUGCAAUGGGUGUAUUUUCUCGACUGGCUUUCACCAAUGAUUCUGCAAUAACUUUUGGUAAAGAAACUCGUUUUGAAUGUUACACAUGGGCAGUGCCAAUAAGAGCAGGGAAAAAACGUUCAGUCAUAAUGAACUAUCUUGAUGAAUUUUCCUUAAGUUUUUGGAUGUUAUUUCUUAUUUCUUUUAAUGUUGCAGUGUUCAUUAUUAUAAGCAUUACAACAAUUCUUGACCAAAAUAUUGCUCUCCAAUCUCCUUUAAAUGCUUUUCAAUACACCUUUGCAACCAUCCUGAAUCAGCCAUUUCCAGUUAAACCUAAACCUUGGUCACUAAGAAUCUUCAUUGCACACUGGCUUGUAUAUAUAUUAGUGAUAACAACAGCUUAUCAAGCAUCUCUCUGGAGUUUCAUGACUAUUCCUUGGCAGGUCCAUAACAUUCAUUCUCUUCAGGAUCUUCUGGAUUCAUCUUUAGAAAUUGGAGGAGCCCAACAAAUGCAUAACAUCUUAAAAGCAAUUCAGAGUAACAAUGAAAAUGUCAAAGAGAUGAUUAAAAAAUUCACAGUUCUUCCAACCUCUGAAUUUAAUGAUAUAAUACAAAGAAUUGAGUCUAAACGUGACUUUGCAGUGUUCGGAGAGAAAAGACAUCUAAGUUCAUAUUCUAAAAACAUUGACAAGAUCUUUGAUAAGCACAGAGUUUACUUUGUUGAAGGAUGUUUGAUGCAGUCUUUAGCGACACCAUUGCUGUUUCCCAGUGGGUCUCCUCUGUAUGAACCCAUCAACACCAUGCUGAUUCGCCUCAUCCAGAAUGGUCUGGUCCAGAAGUUUGGAUCCAUUUCUGAUGACCAAAAUCCAAAAGAGACAGUUUACCAAAAUGGAGAGAUAUCCCAACAUACUGACAGAAUGAAUCUGAGCCAAUUUCGAGGAGUUUUUAUUAUUCUGCUAUUUGGCUAUGGAAUAUCCUUUGUUGCAUUCGUUUGUGAGCUAAUUGUUGCCAACAUGUCAAAGAGCCAGCGUAAGGUAAAUGUAAUUAUAGGCCCUAAAUUAUACUAUCGUGACGAUUAAAACCUGUGUAAACUUAUUAUGAAUCAUCCAAUUGUUAAUUUAAUUUUGAGUAGAAUAUACUCAUACUUACGCCCUUAAGCAAACUUUGGAUUUGAAGUAAUAAUUUACUAUGUAUGAUAUUUUAGUUUGUCUAAUUAACUAAAGUAAACAGAUUGUAAAUAAUAUUUGUGUUUAAAGAGUGAUCAGUGUCAGAAAUUAAC